This is a messenger RNA of Aspergillus heteromorphus CBS 117.55, 990 nucleotides long. RefSeq lists its product as uncharacterized. The transcript has a single exon. The coding region runs from base 207 to 725 and encodes 172 amino acids. The record is from RefSeq and is a predicted model, not a curated record. NCBI's taxonomy places the organism in Eukaryota, Fungi, Ascomycota, Eurotiomycetes, Eurotiales, Aspergillaceae.
CUCAAACUUUCCACCAAAUGCAUUCCAGGUAAUCAAGGACAUCACUGUCAGCCAACGAACCCUAAAAUCAAAUCUCAAAUUCCUCCCAGCCUGGACCGUCACAACAACGCAUUCCUCCGCCAGACUUAAAUCCCCGGAUCUGCCCCUGCCAGCUCCAUCCAGACGGAACACCAAAUCCUGCUCCACGCCCCCGACAACUCUCCAACAUGCACCUCUACGCUCUUGCAGCCAUCCUACUCUCAACCCUUUGCCUGACCUCAGCCUACGCCCUCAGUCCCGAGGACGAGUUCACCGCGGCAGGCUGCCCAGACACCACGAGCCCGUAUGCCUCGCAUUCCGAUCAACUAGCCGCCUGGGAAGACUUCACCAGCAUGCUCUACAACGAGAAGCGCAUCACGGAAGCCUUUGACAAGUACGUCGCGGCCGGAUACAUCAACCACUCGCCCCUCGUCCCGGGGAACGGCGCAAACACCACCAUCGCGGAACUGUCGCAGAUCGUCCCCAACGUGAACUCGGACCUGCAGCGGGCCUACGUGGGCUGGGACCGCAAUGGGACUGCUUUCGGGACGGCGCAUACAAAGGUCACUGGCGGGGGUGCGAUCGGGAUCCCUGACUCGGCCCUCGUCGAUAUCAUUCGGAUGGUGGGCACCUGUUUGGUUGAGCAUUGGGAUGUUGAGCAGUCGACUGAAGGGAGUCAUCCCAACCCGAUUGCGUUCUUCUUCUAGAUGAGAGUUUUCUGUCCAGGCCGGCAGAUUUGGAAAUAUACAAGACCGAUGGGGUUCAGAUAUGGAAAUUGGAAAAGCGAGGUUCAUGGUUUUCCCAUUUGACAAGCCAUGCAUGCACACUGCGAAGAAUAUCACGCUCGGUUGCAAUAGAAACGGCUGUUUUUCUCCUGUUUUAUCCCUGUAUAUGUACUAAAUUUAGUGUCAUGCCGGAUUCUGCUGCUUGCCCCUGGUGAUGUUACGGGACUAUUUAAAAGCCGGACCCUGG